GGGCGAUGCCGUGCUCGCGUGCCCAGAGCGGGAGACAGCGCCCAGCCGUGCGACGGGAGAGUCGGCGCGCGUCGCGGUGCGUGGGCGGUGCUUGUGGCUUGCGAGCAAAGCGCGGCGCGGGCCGUGCGGUGGCUGUUAGCGGCUGGGAACGAACCUCUACGUGUGCGUUAAUUGGUGUUUUCACUCCUCCACGUUUGUCGCCAUCGAUUUGUGGAGUUGCUUGCGAUGUGUGGUGAGGCUGGCGGUGCGAGUGGAAAGUUGCGGCGUAGAAACAGCGGCACGGUUCGUGAUCUACGUACCAAUCGCAAAGAGGUUUCUACGAUGAUGAACGCAACGUUUAUGUCGAUGAAAGUUAUUCACUCCUUUAUUAUUAUGAUGUGUGCAGGUUACAAUUCAGGUGGUGAUUUAACAAACGGUUACUCCGAAAUCUGACUACGGUUGUGGUGCAGAAAGACAAAUAUUCUUAAAGAAUUUCCGCGUAAUGCUACUAAUGGAAUAUAUAUUAUGGAAUUAAUAAAUUGUGUGCAUCAUUUUUAAGAGAAUUUCGUGAAAGAAUGCAAGCUUCUAAAAAGUUCCAUCGACAAUAGAAGAGGAAACUGUACAGACACCCUAAGAAACAACAUCGUAGCUCAAUAGGCGUAGUGAAAACAUAAUGAAAAUAAUGGAAAAACGUUUUUAUUGACGAAGGCCAUCAAAAUCGUUUGAUGUAUCAUAUCAACAGACAUUACUUGGAAGAUUUUGGUACAUCUGAGAAAACCUAUCCCAUAAAAUCCGUCACAAUGUUUGUUCUUAUUCCUGCACUCAUCUUGUGUAUGAUUGCGAAGACAACUGGAGGAAAUGUAAUAGUUCCAGAGAGAUUUUCGAGGGUCAGAGAAAAGCUGAUUGCAGACACGAAACUGAACGUGAUUCCAACAUCAAAUUGUUGGUGUACCAAUUUUUCUACCUAUCUGCAUAUUUCUGGCUGAACGCAAUGUGUGUUGAUAUGUACUUGGCCUUCAGGCAGCUGACGGGCGCGCGGCGCCGCGAGGGCUCGCGCUUCCUGGCGUACUCGCUGUACGCGUGGGGCUGCCCCGCCGCCGUGGCCGGCGCCACCGCCGCCGUGCAGUUCGCCCUCGACCCGCAGGACGACGCCCUGCUCGCGCCCUUCAACCCCAACGGGUGCUACUUCCGCAGUAAUGAGGGACUGUUUCUUUACCUCUACGGACCAGUACUCCUCCUCCUCCUAGUCAAUCUACUGCUGUUUGUGCUUACGGCUACCCGUAUUCAUCAGUUACAUCGAGACACGGCGGCCAUCUUGGAUCCAGAUGAGCGGGGCACAGCCUUAUGCAGCCAGGGAAGGGCCAUGCUGUACGUGCGCCUGCUGUGGAGCAUGGGCGUGGUGGAGAUGGCGGUGGAGCUGAUGUCGUGGGACCAGGGCCGCGGGCCCAUGUCGCUGUGCAUCCGCAGCGUGGUCGACCUGUGCCGCGCGCUCUCCGUCUUCGCCGUGGCCUGCUGCCGCGCAGAGGUGCUGCGCGCCUUGCGCAGCCUGCGCGCCG
Molecule: messenger RNA, 1535 nt
Organism: Gryllus bimaculatus (two-spotted cricket)
Lineage: Eukaryota; Metazoa; Arthropoda; Insecta; Orthoptera; Gryllidae
Source: the annotation of a GenBank genome assembly